Pseudomyrmex gracilis is the source of this 2552-nucleotide messenger RNA. RefSeq lists its product as uncharacterized. The record is from RefSeq and is a predicted model, not a curated record. The coding region runs from base 321 to 2552 and encodes 743 amino acids. Lineage: Eukaryota; Metazoa; Arthropoda; Insecta; Hymenoptera; Formicidae. The transcript has 4 exons.
AUGAUUUAAAAUUUAAAUUCGACUGUAUACAUAAAAUUUUAAUACGAUUGUGUUUGUCUUUAUAGUUUUACGUGUUAUUAUAUAUAAACUAAAUUCGAAAUGUCAAAAGUCUUCGGCAAUAUAAACACGAUAAGCUAUCUGUUAAAAUUUAAUGUAUGUGACUUAGGUUAUCUUUCAUAUACGAUUAACUCUACUUUCCUCACCAAAAAUGAUUAAUUUGUACUUAUCUCACACAUUUCCGCGCAUUUGGAUCUUCCACAUUUUACGCGAAACUUUAAAAACGUCUCUUUUAUAGUAUUUUAAAAGUUAUUAAAUCAAAAAUGGACAUGAAACACACAAAAGAGUUUGAUAAUGAAACGAUACAAGUAUUUAAAAAAAAGAUAAAACAGCUUGCCGAGUGCGAUGAGGUAAUUUCAGUCGAGACUAUUAAUGCUAUCGGAGAAAUCACCAAACAUGUUAACCUAACGGUCAAGGAGAAUGUGCCGAGCAGCGAUGAGUUCGAUGAAGAUUUAGAAGAGAAAUAUCGAAACUUGAAAAAUAUUCUUGAAUUACCAAACGACACUUAUUCUCUUACCGAAAUCAAACCAGAAUUUCCUCUUUAUAUCAAAUACGGUGUUCGUUCUGGUCUAAUUCAUCUAAAUGUGUCGCAAUUCUCGCCAUUGUCCAGAGGUUACCAGGGUGGCGCUACAGCAAUUGCAGCUUUUGCCACGAGCGCGAUUUAUAAACCUCGCAAUUGGAACGAGGUGAUAAUCGAUCAGAUAAUCGAAGACGGUGACAUUUUUUACUGCGAGUCCUACAAGAGCGUGGACACCAGCGAUCGCCGGACGAUGACCAUACUCAACUUGAAAAGAAAUCUUGUCGUGCAAAAAAAGUUCAAUGUGAGAAUCGGGAUCGACGACCCAGCGUAUGCCGGCAGGUUUCGUUCGUGCGAUCCAACGGAACUUCAUCUGCUCAAGGCGUUGGAGUUAUUCUUCGAGCGACACGAUGCCGGGAUCUUAACGUCGCCGGUACUUAACGUAGCCAUUUGGAAAAAUUCCAGGUGCUACAACAUAUUCGACGGUCAAGCGCGACAAGAAAAUGGCUUGCCGGUUGGGGCCAAUGAAGUCAGCGGAUCAGCUAAGCUGUUCUUCGUAAAAGAUCUGCUCGGCGUAAUUUUUAUCAUCCUCGAGAAGAGUAAUGUGCAAAACGAGUCUUUCAUGAUUUAUGCUAUAACCAUCGACGGAAUCGAACCGGUGUGUGUAAAAAAUUCCGAAGAAACUGAAGAAAAGAUACUCGAGAAAUCGCAAAGAAGACCAAGUGGUUACAAUAUUUGCCAAAAACACCGAGCGGUGGUGCAAGGAUCGUACCAUCUGACACAUUCCGCAAUAUCGAAGGAUCUGCAAGGUAAAGGACAUCUGAUAGUGGCCGUGGCGGCGUUGAUAUAUUCUCGACUGAUUAACGCCAAUAAAUGGACGAGCGCUUUACUCGACCUGAUUUUUAAUCAAUCCAACAUUUAUCUGAUCGAUUUGAUGAGAGUUUGCAAAAAAAAACUCGACGACCAGCUGGAGUUCCAACUGGAAGACUUACUGAGCGAUGUUAUUCUCGGUGUGUAUUCCGCCAAGAUAAAGAUAGACGCGAAUGUGGUGCCGGGUGAGGGAAAGACGGUUCUUUCUAUCGAAAGUGGUAUCGAAGAGUUUUUCGAUAUGCGAGAUCUUGGAUUGAUUGAGAUCAACAAAAUCUUCUACGCAAUUUGGAAGGACGGUGAUGUAUAUUAUUUCCUAGAUCCGUUUGCGUGCGAUGUCGAGGGCUUCAGGAUCGACUUUGCCGAUAACAAACGCGAAGAAAUUCACAAAGAAGCUGCUUGCGUGAUCAUGAAUAGCAGCGUGAAAAAAGUGGUGGAGAUAGUAAUGAAAAAUACCAAAAGUAAAGAAAGGGAUUCUUUCUCGAUACACGGCGUCAAGGUGCUUUAUAUAAAGACCGGCGUGACAUCGGAUGAGAUAGUAAUUUAUCGUGAAAAGGGCACGAACCGCAGACCAUUAGCUCCAUCGCUAUCGACUAUAGUAAUUACGAAAGAAAAAACGAUCGACACGACACCGCGUAUGCGAGAAGGAUGGCACAAGUUCACAGAAAUAUUUACUCAAUUUCCGGAGGUUAUGCAAGAUGUGAAUCAGUUUAUGAUGACGGAAGACGAGCCAAUAACUUUUGUAUUUGCACGAGAAGAUGAUAAGAAGAAAAAAGAACUAGCCGAGUAUGAUGCCGUCUUCAAGACAAAGGAAAACAUCGUCGAUGGUGAUGCCAAUCCCCUCGCUAAUCUAGCGGAAGCUCUUGAGCGUUACUUGGAGCGAUAUCCCGAAGUGGUGUUAGAGAACAAGCGAUUGAUGUAUGCCAUUUGGACAGAAAAUGGAAAAUUCUUUAUGUUUAAUCCUUACGGGAGCGAUUCGGAGGGAUGGCGUCUUCGGGAUCACCCAGCUUCAUUUACCGUGACAAACAAUCUCAACGAAUUAGUUGAUCUUCUUCAUGGCGUCCUAGAAUAUAACGAUCCACGACGAUUUGCUCGAAGAAACAAAACUUGA